This is a messenger RNA of Aspergillus glaucus CBS 516.65, 568 nucleotides long. RefSeq lists its product as uncharacterized. The coding region runs from base 204 to 494 and encodes 96 amino acids. The record is from RefSeq and is a predicted model, not a curated record. The transcript is spliced from 2 exons. NCBI's taxonomy places the organism in Eukaryota, Fungi, Ascomycota, Eurotiomycetes, Eurotiales, Aspergillaceae.
CUCUAUAAUAGUUACUAUCAGGUUGAGUGCCCUGAGUCGAAGUGUUAUGUCCCUGUCCUGAAAACGAGGCGGUCACCACCGGCAAUUCCGGAUUGGUCGGUCACGUUAACCUUGUCAGACGCCAGUCCGGAUACGGAAGCUAUUAUACCGCAUGCAGUAUAGCUUAUCAAUUACUAUACCCAAACAGGAAUGGUUCCUGGUACAUGCCAGCUGAAAGGAGGAAAUGUUACCCGAUUAGGCGAACUGCUUCCAGGAUAGAUUGGUGGUAUAUCAUCUUCACACCCUCCACCGGUCAAGUUGCCGAUUCUUUUGCCUUUUGCAUUGUUUUUCUAUUGUUCUGCAGCCCUCAUUGUACGCUGUGUAUGUUUACUAGCCUAGCUUCUUUCCUCGAAACGAUAUUCCUGUGCGCCGCAACUCGACUCCAUAAACAACUGCUCCGUCCGCCGUUUCAAAUCAUCGUUGCGGGGAACACAAAAACACCGGCGACGUCCUGACUCUCUUCCUUCUUCACCUCCGACUUUUCGCAAUACAGACGAGCAUUAUUUCUGGCUUUCUGCUUUGCAUGGGA